UUCUGCACUUCGCCUUAACCUCGCUGCCGCCGCUGCUGCCAUUCCGCGCCGCUCAAUAUCGUCGCCGUCGCCAACUCGUGCCGCCCGCCGUCUCCUUGAUAUGGACCUGUUCGACCCGCUUACUCCCCCAGCCGAAGCGCAUGGAUUUGCGCAAACAUCCGCCAAGCUCAAAACAGUUCGGUUCCGCCAUCCGGCCUACCCAGACCUGGUACCAUACCUUCUCAACCUGGGCGGUGUCGAUGGCGUCGACUUCGACCUCGCCCUAACCGCCUGCUGCAUCGUUGCAAACACGCCCUGGGAUGAUGGAUACCUGGCUACCAAGGAGCCCGGCGGGGGGCUGCUGGAAGCCGAUCGACCAUCAGACGGAUUGUUGCGCGGCACAUGCUACUUCUUUUGCAUUAAAGGAGAGCCGACAACAUAUCGAUACCCUGUCCUCCCUAGCUUCCAUCACUGGCGCUUUCCCCACGACAAUCUGCCGCCGUUGUGGCGACAGCUACACAUGCCAGGACGAUCCAGCGAGCACUCCACCAAAGGGCCGGCGGCGGUUAAGGAAAGGGACGUCACCUGUCGCUUGUCUGGCUACAUCGACGGCACCGAAGCGGCGCAUCUUGUGCCAGCGGGGGAGAAGAACUGGUUCAGCGCAAACGAUAUGUUAAGAUAUUGUCCUCCCAGCGCGUCGGCAAUAAACGACGAGAAGAACAUCCUGCUCCUCCGCAAAGACAUUCACUAUCUCUUCGACGCAAAGCGCUUCGUCUUCGUGCCCAAGCGGCCCGCCGCCCCCAAUCCUAUUACCCUCCCGACGACCUCUUUUCCGGUAGAGGCACACGCACACAUACACCCGACCCCCGACUUGGAUGCCCAGACCAAACUCGCGGCGUACGUGCUGCUGCCAGAGGUGUUUCCUGAGCUCGUUGGCCUAUAUCACAACCGAUUGCCGCAACCCCUUUGCGGCAUUGGCGUCGAGUUCUUGUUUGCUCGCUUUGCUUGGGCGCUUUUUUCCGAUACCCAUAUGCCGAUUUUCGGGUCUGAUUUUAAAAUCGCCGUGCUGUUGUUUGACAAAACGACGGGUGCGUUCGAAACACGGCAUAUGCGGGGGGUAGAUACCAAAGCACACACCCGGUUGUUCGACCGGCCACAAAGCAAAAGUGCCAGCCCAAGAAAAAGGUCUUUGUCGACUUACUCGGGCAGCUAUCGAGACGAAGACGAUUUUUGGGACGAGACGCGGGAGCCACCAAGAGGGCGGACAUUGAAGCGCUCCUGGGAUACGUGUUCGUCGCCAAGCCGCGACGCACCCGGACCGGGCUUGUCAAAGUGCUCAGUGGCACUUGCAAGCCACCCAAGUCCGACUACCACAGUCGAAGGCGGCAUUUCCCACAAUUUCUCGCCUCCCAGGAAGCGCAUGCAUUUGAUGGGAAAAGAGACAUGAGCCGUAGUCCUGUUUUUUUCGUAUCGCCGCCAAUAUGGGAUGAGCAGAACUGGCUGUCGGGCUCGGAAUAGGAACAGGACUAGGAUAGGAAUAAGAAUAAAAACAAAAAGAACAGGAAGAAGAACAGCGCCGCUCUCCGGCGACGGCCAACCA
This is a messenger RNA of Gaeumannomyces tritici R3-111a-1, 1579 nucleotides long. RefSeq lists its product as hypothetical. The transcript is spliced from 3 exons. Lineage: Eukaryota; Fungi; Ascomycota; Sordariomycetes; Magnaporthales; Magnaporthaceae. The record is from RefSeq and is a predicted model, not a curated record. The coding region runs from base 101 to 1426 and encodes 441 amino acids.